Ylistrum balloti is the source of this 5381-nucleotide messenger RNA. RefSeq names its product calcium-responsive transcription factor-like. Gene Ontology annotation, cellular component: nucleus. The record is from RefSeq and is a predicted model, not a curated record. The transcript is spliced from 12 exons. Gene Ontology annotation, molecular function: RNA polymerase II cis-regulatory region sequence-specific DNA binding; DNA-binding transcription factor activity, RNA polymerase II-specific. Gene Ontology annotation, biological process: regulation of transcription by RNA polymerase II. Lineage: Eukaryota; Metazoa; Mollusca; Bivalvia; Pectinida; Pectinidae. The coding region runs from base 64 to 2229 and encodes 721 amino acids.
UGAACGCCAUCUUGGAUCAAGACGAGGUCCAGUUUGUGAUUUCGAGAUAAAACAAAAGCAGUCAUGGCUGAUGGUGAGGAUGAGGUGAGCUCAUCUACAGACCCUGUAUCAUGUGGAAUUGUCCUACGAGAUCCAGACAACCAGGAUGACCUUGGAGUCUCAGCCAGUAAAUAUAAAGCUGUCAGUCCUGAUGAAGGGUUAGGUGAUCUAACUAUUAGCUCAGUGUCCCCAAGUCUAGCCAAUCCCACCCUACAGGGUUUGUUAUCCUCUCCUGUAUCCCUCCCAGGCAGUCAGCUCCUUGCUGGUACAGAUGGCAUACAGAUUAUUGCAGUAUCCUCGCCCAAUGAUCUUCUGAACCAAGCAGACAGCUCAGGACGCGUGUGGCAUGUGGUCCCUCCAGAAAUGGCCACCCUAAUAGCUGUGGCUGGUGACAGCACACAUGAGCUUGAACAUAAACAUGAAAUGGCUGUGGAGAUGGAUGACGCCAUUGGAGGUGGUUCUAAUGAGGUGUCAAGUGGGAUGUCACAGGAUAGCAUUAUGAUGCCCCCUCCCCCACAGCCCCUCCCUGCAGACUGUCCCUCCUGGGCACACAGAAUCAAAUGUUGUGAGAAAAUUGGUGACUCAUACCGUGGAUAUGUGGAUAGUGAGGUUGACCUUGACCUAUUGUUGACCUACCAUAAACAACAGACUCAGAGUUUCUGGGGUACUCGUCAGUCACCGUCCCCAGCCAAACCCUCCACACGACUCAUGUGGAAGUCUCAGUAUGUGCCAUUUGAUGGGAUUCCAUUUGUGAAUUCUGGUAGUCGUGCCAUUGUGAUGGAGUGUCAGUAUGGUCCACGAAGGAAAGGCAACACCCUAAAGAAACAGAUGAUUGAUCAGUUUGGCCCAAAUAAACAGUGUGAGCAGUUUGUACCUGGAGACUACAGACAGACAUGUCCAGCCAGAAUUUACAUAAAGAAAGUGAAGAAGUUUCCCCAGUAUGCUGUUGACCUGAGUAUAGAUAAAAAGACACUGAAAUUAGCAAUGGAUAAAGCUUUUCAUGAACUGAAACAGCGUGGAUUUGAUGAUAUUGGUCAGGAAAGGUAUUAUAUACAGUUACCUACUGAAAAGGCCCAUGAGUUCCACAGUGAUGCAAACUGCUCCACCUCUCAGGUCCAGAGCCCUGCUGUGUCUGUCCCUAUAGGGGCCCAGAGUAUGGCCUUUGAUAAUCUGGAGACAGAGAGUGCUGCACAGAGGCUGGAUCCUCGUGUGGCACAGAAGAUACGGGAGAUAGUAUCGGGUGGGGAGACCAGAGUGUACUCAGUAAGGAAGAUUCUACGGUCUUUUGUGGUGCGUCAGUUAUAUAAUGGUGGGGAAAUACCUGAGCGACAUGACCUGACACUGUUUCCUACCGUAAACGACCUCAAAAACCACAUUCACCAAGCAUUAAAGGAUAUAGAAUGUGGCUCUCUUGCCCUCACUGCACCAACAGUAAAUGUAGAAAUCAUAACAAGUAAUGAUGGCACCCAAAGUGCAGAAAUGGGGCAGAUGGACCAAUCACUAUGGCAACAGACAUCUCAAGAGACAACAGAUGGCUCUGAACCAGUGCCUGAAACAGUCACAGUAACAUUAACACAAAAUCCUGGAGAGGAUGGCCACGUGAUAUCCAGAAUAGAGACUCACCUGAGUGAUGGCAGUUUGCGAGUUAGCACAACCUUAACCCCAGAGACGGCCCAACUCCUGUCUAGACUCCAUCCUAAUAUGUUUCCAGCUAAUCUCCUCAUGCAGCAACAAGUGGACCAGGCCGUGACAUCAAUAUCAGACCCGUCAGUGCCGCCGUCUAAUAACAUAAAGGUAGAGGGUUCAGUGCCUCUGUGUGGGGUAGAGCAUAUGGACUCUGGUGUGGUAGGUGCUGAUGGGGACAGUAUAAUGAAUGGGGGUGUAACCUCAAGUGACCCACAGGACAUUGGGGGUAUACACAUAAUACAGGGCGACCUAAGGGUGGCUACCUCACAUGGGGGUGUUUGUGCUGUGGUAGCAAGCUCAGAACUGGAUCAAAUUUCAGCUCAUCUAGAAGGACCUGGAUCAGGCAUGUCACUGGGGGAUGAAGAGGAUUCUAGCUUAGGACAAGGCACACAGCAUCAUCAAUUUGUUACAGUCGCUAUGAAUGAAUCAGGGGAGAUAAUUCCAGUUUUGGACGUGGAUGGGUCGGGAAUUACAAGUUUACAUCAGGCACCUUCACUAGACUGAUUCGUGUGUUAUUACACAUGGUGUAUUGAUUUUGUCUUCUUACUAGCAAUAUAUUUUCUUUGUCAGCAUUAAAUGCUUCAUAUGUUAUCAUUACACACCACUGAAUUAUUCUGUAAUCCAUUACACAAUCAUUUGUACAGUACAUAACAACUGUCUACAGCAAUGCAAAACAAAGUCUGUCAAUAUAUCAUACUUUAGAUAUAAAAUCCAACAAGAUUUCAGUGUUUUGUUACACGAAGAAGUGCUAUGUACUACAUACCUAUAAAGUCCAGUCCAAUGCUGGCUUAACACAGCUAGACUAUCAUGGGGAUCGUGCAAUGGAUGUGCUAUCAAAAGUCGAAGGAAUACUAGAUUAAAAAGCAGAACAAAUAUACCUAUUAAGUGAGGAUGCAUUAUCUGUUUGAAUGUUCUGCUCAAGUUUAUUGAAGGCAUUUUAGUGCAGUUUAAUAUUUCUGUUUCUUUUACAAGACAUGUAAAUUGAUAAACAAUUAUAUUGGGUUAUGAUGUGAACAUCAGCUUACCAUUCUCGAUAUUCCAGGGGUUACAGUCACUUUCGCUGUCUGCUCCCCUGGAACAUAUCAUGGCAUAAUUGAAGGUCCUAUGUGUGACAUCUUGUGCACAAGACAAAAAGAUCUUUUGAUCCUUUGAUGCACAUCAAGUGAACCUCCAGGUUGCAUUUAAGUCUAUUGUAAUGGCUUUCAGGUUAGAUAUCGCUCCUUUGUAAUCUUUUAAAGGAUGGUAUCAGCCUUUGAUUGGCCAGUUUUCUUCUCCUGGAACCAAUCAAAUUACUUUGUUUGUGCCUUUGAUUUUGCCAUAUGUUCAAGAGGUGCAGAGAGCGAAUGUGAUGGUAACCCCGGGCCUUGAGUAUUGAGGAUGUCAACUUACAUCCUCAGCUUGUAUCUAAAACUUUUUUGACAAGUUGUGACAUUUUUGUGCAGAAUUUGAAAUGCAAAAAUGAAUUUUAACUCAAAUUUUGAAAGGAGCAGUAGGGAAAUAAAAAUUACGUAUUACAGUGAUAUAGUAGCUAACUAAUGUUUGAUGACUUUUUGUUCAGUUUUCCUAAUUUUUGGAAAGGAGAAAAGAAAGGUAAUUAUAUCAGGCCAUGCUUACAUAUACUAAUGAAAAAGUUCAUAGGACAUUUAUUAGUUUUUCAUGAACAGAUAUAAGGGUACAUUUAGAAGGAUUUAUUGUCUAGAACAUCCAUUAUGAUGAUAUUAUAAGUUUUCUAGGGCAGCUACUUAAAUUUGUUUCUUCCAUUUUUGUCUCAAUACUGGUGUUUAGUUUUCAUUUAUCAUUUUAGUUGUUUAGAUAGAAUAGUAAAUAUUGGUGCUUAUUGAGGUGCAUUACAUAUUUUUGAAGUCUGGGAUAUAUUACUGCAUUACAGAAUGGAGUAAAAAUCAGUGUCACCCCAUUGUAUUGUGAACAAGGGAUACAGUUUACCCUUAACAUAUUAAAGAAAUCUGGAUUUUCACCAAUUUGGAGGGGUUUGUACAUGCAUUCAUGGGUAAUGGGGGAAUAAUGGGGGUUUGUGAUAUCAUUGAGAAUUUGUUAAAUGUAAUAUUUGUGACUAUUUUCAACUUAAGUGAAAACAAAAUGUGCUUCAGUAUCGCUUGUUUAGUAGAAUCAAAAUAUAUUUACUGAAAGGUAUCACAGUAUUAAAGAGUCUUCACUUGUUUCUACCUUUUGAUACAUAUUGUAGUGUUAUGGUAGGAGGUAUAUGUGCUGUAGAUUUUCCAUUUCUUGUCACCAUUGAUACUAAUUACAUUCUUAGUUUGAUUAUCAUGACAAAACGAAAAUAAUGUAAUUAAAAUUUGUUGAAUGGAUGAGUUCAUGUCUCAGGAUAAUGUCUUAAAGGUUCAUCUUUUAUUUUAAAAUGCUUGUGUUUAUAAAUUUCAGACGAAUCAAUACAGUGAAACAUUAAUUUUUGUGUUCAGAUUUACUUGGUGUUAUUAGUCAUGAUGUCUAAUGUUUCCUGUGCUAUAAAAAACAGAGAAUUCAUACCAGUACACAAAAGUAUCAACUAAACAAUAACUAUAUUUACUGAAGCGUAUGCUGGGUAAUGAUUAAAGCUGAAGCCCUGCUGUAACAGGUGGCUGGUUAGGUAACUGAUGGAUGGGGAUAUAUUCCAUCCGACACAAAAAGACCUCUAGAAGCAGUUUCAAAUAUCAUGGACAUGAUUGUAUCUGUAAGGAGAUUAGUAAAAUCCACCUUGUUAUUUCUCUGAUUUUACCCCUCCUCUCUUAUUUCAAAACGCCUAAUGAUUACAAAUAUUUCUUUGACCCACCAUUGUACAUGCAAGGUGCGAACUAGCUUCAUGUUUGAACCAAUGUAAAACACAGUGAAGUGUGAACUAGUAUAUUGUUUGAACCAUUGUAAUGUUUAGCUUGUUCAAUGAUUGAACAGGUGUAAACUGUGAACCAUUGUGAUAUGCAAACUUGUGUUGGAUGUGAACCAGAGUAAUGUUUGAACUUGCUGGUUCAAUGUUUGAAUGUGUGUAAUAGAAGAACCAUUGAAAUGUGUGAAAAAGAUCAAUAAUUGAAUCUGUCCACUAGAGUAAGAUGUACACCUGUAAUAUGUGUGAAUGCAAACCAGAUUAAUGUAUGGUUGUAUGAAGUACACUAGUAUGAUUUCUGUGUGAAUCUGUGUGAGUUACGGAGUUCAUGAUAUCAAAUUAGGCAAGGUUAUGUAUUAUCUACUAAGUGCUUUAUUCUUCAACUUUGCUCCUAUGUUAAAAUAUUACCAAUAUUUUCAAUUUCAGUCAUCUGACUAUCUGAAUAUUGACAAAUGAAUGUGCUGUUAUUAUUUCUUUCAUAAAAUGUUCAUUACACUUUCAAGAAAGUGAAAGUUUUAUUUUAAUGUUGGAUGACUAGUUAGUUUGUUAGUGUAAUAUAUACUGUUAUAUUUACCAUGUUUUGUGUUAUUUUAAAAGGUACCACCUGUAAUAUUUGAUGUAAGUUGUUUUUUUUUUAUUCAUGUUAGGUCAGAUAAUAUCUGGAUCCCAUAGUGGGAUUUGAAAUCUAUUUUCGUCUCAUUGUGAAAGUGACUUGUCUUUACUUAGCUGUGAUCUGUAUAAAUUGUAUUGUACAAAGUUCAAUUAUUUAAUUCUGUUGUUAAAUGUUCCAUUAUUCUAUUUAUUAUGUAUUUUUUGCAAA